Messenger RNA from Bombina bombina (fire-bellied toad), 3568 nucleotides. RefSeq names its product aldehyde dehydrogenase 18 family member A1 (gene ALDH18A1). The transcript is spliced from 18 exons. Bases 158 to 2563 code for a protein of 801 amino acids. Lineage: Eukaryota; Metazoa; Chordata; Amphibia; Anura; Bombinatoridae. The record is from RefSeq and is a predicted model, not a curated record. Gene Ontology annotation, molecular function: ATP binding; glutamate-5-semialdehyde dehydrogenase (NADP+) activity; glutamate 5-kinase activity. Gene Ontology annotation, cellular component: mitochondrion; cytoplasm.
GUCGUCUUUUAGAUACGUCGUUGUGUGUGCGGAAGCGUAGCGCCACGUUCUUACUGGCGCUCUGUGAAUUGCAGGUGCUGCCUUAACAAGACGUCAAUUAAAGAAACAGGACGUAGACGGCCGUAGAGAUAGUAAAGGAGCCCGUCAUUACCACAAAAUGUUGUGUCGAGCAACUCUGUGUUCCCGCGUGAGCAGCAAUGGACGCUAUAUCACCUCACGUGUUCGAAAUACAGCAGCAGCUUCUCGCCUGCAAUACUUUCCAGCCUCUGGUGAGGUUUAUCAGAAUGUCCGUCGUUGGAGCAAUAUUCCUUUUAUAACCAUGCCGCUUAUGCGAUCACAUGGAAAACCAUUUGCCCAUCGCAGUGAACUUAAGCAUGCAAAACGCAUUGUGGUGAAGCUGGGAAGCGCGGUUGUAACAAGAGGCGAUGAAUGCGGUCUAGCCCUUGGGAGGUUGGCCUCUAUUGUAGAACAGGUUUCUGUCCUACAAAAUCAAGGGCGAGAAAUGAUGAUUGUAACAAGUGGGGCGGUAGCCUUUGGGAAGCAGCGUCUUCGCCAUGAAAUUCUUUUAUCACAGAGUGUGAGGCAGGCCUUGCAUUCUGGUCAGAACCAGUUAAAAGAUAUGCAAGUUCCGGUGUUGGAAGCGCGAGCCUGCGCAGCUGCCGGACAGAGUGGGCUUAUGGCGCUUUAUGAGGCCAUGUUCACACAAUACAGUAUCUGUGCCGCUCAGAUUUUAGUUACUAACCUGGAUUUUCAUGACGAGCAAAAGAGACGGAAUUUAAAUGGCACUUUACAUGAACUUCUAAGGAUGAACAUUGUACCCAUUAUCAACACCAAUGAUGCCGUUGUCCCUCCGCCUGAACCGAACAGUGAUCUGCAGGGGGUAAAUGUAAUCAGCAUUAAAGAUAAUGACAGCCUGGCAGCUCGGCUGGCUGUUGAAAUGAAAGCAGAUCUAAUCAUCGUUCUUUCUGAUGUAGAAGGACUUUUUAAUAGUCCACCUGGGUCAGAUGAUGCAAAACUGAUAGAUAUUUUCUAUCCUGGUGACCAACAGUCUGUGACAUUUGGAACCAAAUCAAGAGUUGGCAUGGGAGGUAUGGAGGCAAAGGUGAAAGCCGCUCUCUGGGCCCUUCAGGGUGGUACCUCUGUUGUAAUUGCAAAUGGAACUCAUCCCAAGAUAUCAGGACAUGUGAUCGCAGAUAUUGUAGACGGGAAGAAAGUUGGUACAUUUUUUUCAGAAGUAAAACCAGCUGGUCCAACUGUGGAGCAACAGGCAGAAAUGGCUCGAGCGGGAGGCAGAACCUUGGCAACAUUGCAGCCUGAGCAGAGAGCAGAGAUCAUUUUUCAUCUUGCUGACCUGCUUACUGAUAACAGAGAUGAGAUCCUGUUUGCUAACAAGAAGGAUAUGGAAGAGGCAGAGGAUAAAGGAAGAUUGGCUUCCCCUUUGUUGAAACGCUUAAGUUUAUCAACAGCGAAGCUAAACAGCUUGGCUAUUGGGCUUCGUCAGAUUGCAGCAUCAUCUCAAGAUAGCGUGGGACGUGUUAUCCGCAGAACACAAGUAGCCAAAGAUUUAGAGCUGGAACAGGUGACUGUACCAAUUGGAGUGUUAUUGGUGAUCUUUGAAUCACGACCAGACUGCCUACCCCAAGUUUCUGCUCUGGCUAUUGCAAGUGGCAAUGGAUUGCUGCUGAAAGGAGGAAAGGAGGCAUCAAAUAGCAAUCAGACGCUCUACCGCUUGACCCAGGAAGCUCUCUCCCUCCAUGGUGUUAAGGAUGCAGUGCAGCUUGUGAACACUCGAGAAGAAGUAGAGGACCUGUGCCGUUUAAAUAAGCUUAUUGAUCUGAUCAUUCCACGCGGCUCCUCCGAGCUAGUGAGGGACAUCCAGAAAGCAGCUAAAGGAAUCCCAGUCAUGGGGCACAGUGAAGGCAUUUGUCAUGUCUAUGUGGAUUCUGAGGCCAGUGUUGAGAAGGUCACUAGAAUUGUGCGAGACUCAAAGUGUGACUAUCCUGCUGCCUGCAACGCAAUGGAAACCCUGCUAAUACAUCGAGAUGUUCUUAGAACACCACUUUUUGACCAGAUUAUUGAUAUGCUGAGAGUUGAACAGGUGAAAAUUCAUGCAGGUCCCAGAUUUGCCUCCUAUUUGACGUUUAGCCCCUCAGAAGUGAAAUCCCUCCGUACAGAAUAUGGGGAUCUUGAAUGUUGCAUUGAAGUGGUUGAUAGUGUUCAGGAUGCAAUUGAUCACAUUCACAAAUAUGGCAGCUCGCACACAGAUGUGGUUAUCACAGAGAAUGAAAAAACAGCAGAAUAUUUUCUACAGCACGUGGACAGCGCUUGUGUAUUCUGGAAUGCCAGUACCAGAUUUUCUGAUGGAUAUCGUUUUGGACUUGGAGCAGAGGUUGGCAUUAGCACUUCUAGGAUCCAUGCCCGUGGGCCUGUAGGAAUCGAGGGAUUACUUACUACAAAGUGGUUACUACGAGGCGAAAAUCAUACAGUCUCUGACUUUUCGGAGCAAGGGACUAUGAAGUACAUACAUGAGAACCUUCCUAUCCCUCAUAGAAUAACCAACUAACUUUACUGGCUCACUAAUUUAUGAUCCUAGAAAAUGCUUUAUCUUCAGACACACACAGACCUCUUCAAGUGGCAGAAUUUAUCAAAUACUGGAAACUGAAAAAAACAAACUGUUGCUUGUUUCCAGAUUGCAUGUGACAACAGAUUAUUUGGAAUUAAUCAGACAUUUUUGAAGGACAUCUAGAUAUGCACUUAAUAUUAAAUUACACACAAUUCUAAAGCUGGCUAUGUAGCUACCAUAUACAGAGGGAUUUAGCAACUGUUCCAUGCAGUAUUUUAAUCAUGUUACUGGAUAAAAAAAAACUAAUUGUAGCACUUGCACUGGUUACUAAUUCCUCUGUUUAUAAUUUGAGUCAGAAACUUGUACAGUUACGAGAUGUGAGGCUUUGUGAGAUUUCAAUCUGUUUUAUACAUUUGGGACUAACAUGUUUUCCUAGCUAUGAAAAAAAAGUUUUUCCUUUAUUUUUGAAUCCAAUUAUUUAUUCUCUUCAACAGUCUUUGAGUGUAAAGCUACAAAUAGUUGUAUUAAAAUUAUUACAAUUGUACUUGUAUGAGAUUCGAUCAGCACUUGUUUGUUAAGAAUACUAUAAAAAAAUUCAAGUAAAUUGCUGAUAUUGCCUAAAUAUACCUCUCUUAUUUAGUUAUUUUUUUAUUUUUAUCAUUUUGGGUCCUGCAGAUUAAUAAAAUGCAAUUAGAGAUUACAUGUAUGUGUAAGCUUUCUCAGGCAAGGAGAGUAGGAGAUUCUCCUGGUUUUUAUUGUAAUGUGUCCCUUUCUUAAAAAAUGAGAUUGCUGUUUAUGCAUUUCCAAUAUUUUUGGUACUUGUUUCUUUUCAUUUCUAUAUAUUUGUAGUGGGAUAGCCAUACUUAAAGUUAUUAAAGAAAGAUAUUGAUAUUUCAACUUGUCAAUUUCCAUUCAAUAAAUUUGUGAAACACUUGUUCUUAAACUAUUAUAUCCCAGGAUGUAAAUUUAAAACUUUUUUGUUAAAUAAAAUAAACUUUAAUUUUA